Molecule: messenger RNA, 544 nt
Organism: Chroicocephalus ridibundus (black-headed gull)
Lineage: Eukaryota; Metazoa; Chordata; Aves; Charadriiformes; Laridae
Gene: SNRPG
Product: small nuclear ribonucleoprotein polypeptide G
Exons: 4
Coding region: 150-380 (76 amino acids)
Biological process (GO): mRNA splicing, via spliceosome; spliceosomal snRNP assembly
Cellular component (GO): U2 snRNP; SMN-Sm protein complex; catalytic step 2 spliceosome
Molecular function (GO): RNA binding
Source: RefSeq, a predicted model, not a curated record
CGGGGAUGGUGGGCGCAAGGGGCGCCGGGAAGGGGAGUGAGGCGGGGGGGGCGGAGGGGGGAGCGUGGCUCCUAUUGGCUGGCGGCGAGGGGGCGCGGUGACGUAGUGGCGCGGCGCGAGCGGCGGCGUGAGGGGGUCGAGGAGACGCCAUGAGCAAAGCGCACCCGCCCGAGCUGAAGAAGUUCAUGGACAAGAAGCUGUCGUUGAAGUUAAACGGCGGCCGCCACGUCCAGGGCAUCCUGCGGGGCUUUGAUCCCUUCAUGAACCUCGUCAUCGAUGAGUGCGUGGAGAUGGCGCCCGGCGGGCAGCAGAACAACAUCGGCAUGGUGGUCAUCCGAGGAAACAGCAUCAUUAUGCUGGAAGCCUUGGAACGAGUAUAACCCCAGAGAACCCCCCUCGUUACCGGCCCUGACGAACCCCAUCCCACCCUUCAUUUACUCCUUGAAUCCACCCCGAAGUAUCCCCGAGUGUAAACUUAUAUUGUUUUGGGUUUGUUUUUAUUCUUUUCUUUUUUCUUAAAUAAAUUUUGUAAUGGUUGAUUUCA